AAAUUUUGCAACUUCCAAACGAGUUUCAAAAGCCGGUUCAGAGCAACAGCUUCCCGGUUCGGAGCAGUUAAUCGUCAUUUGUGGCGCCAAAAAGGGGCAGACAAAAAAUAAAAAAUAAAAAUUCAAAGCAAGUAAUACACUCCAAAAUCACCCUUUUGUGUGGAAUGAGAUGGUGGAUCUUGAUCUGCAUUCCUUGGCCCGCCAACUGGGAUCGUGCAACAACUACGGCUCCAUCUACCGAGGAAGACAGCUUCACAUCCUUUUCCUCAAAUCUGGCGUUCUCCAUUCUGUUCUUUCAAUUGGAAACCGUCUUCUACAGAUGUAUUCUAGGUGCAACAGCAUGAGGGAGGCGCAGCAACUGUUUGAAGAAAUGCCGAAAAGAAAUUGUUUCUCUUGGAACACUAUGAUUGAAGGGUAUUUGAAAUCAGGGAGCAAAGGGAAGUCACUAGAGUUGUUUGAUUCAAUGCCCCACAAGGAUGCUUUUUCAUGGAACGUGGUCAUUUCGGGUUUUGCAAAAGAGGGUGAUUUGGAGGUUGCCCGGCGUUUGUUCAAUGAGAUGCCUUGGAAGAAUGGGAUUGCUUGGAAUUCGAUGAUUCAUGGUUAUGCCUGCAACGGUCGCCCAAAAGAAGCUGUUGGGUUGUUUAAGGAUUUGAGUUUGAAUCCGCUGGAACGGUUAUGUGGGGAUACGUUUGUUCUGGCUACAGUUGUUGGUACUUGUACCAAUUUGGGGGCUCUUGAUUGUGGGAAGCAAAUACAUGCUCGCAUUGUUGUUGAUGAAGUGGAAUUUGACUCAGUCUUGGGGAGUUCCCUUGUUAAUUUGUAUGGGAAAUGUGGGGAUAUCGACAGUGCAAAUCAUGUUUUGAAUUUGAUGAAGGAGCCAGAUGCAUUCUCUUUAUCUGCAUUGAUGUCAGGAUAUGCAAGUUGUGGUAGAAUGAAUGAUGCAAGAAGAAUUUUUUGUUUGAAAAGUAACGCAUGUGUGGUGUUGUGGAACUCCAUGAUUUCUGGAUAUGUAGCCAAUAAUGAAGCAUUAGAAGCACUAGAGCUCUUUAAUAAUAUGCGAAGAUAUGGAGUUCAGGAAGACUACUCUACUUUUGCCAGUGUUUUGAGUGCAUGCAGUACCUUAGGUAUUAUUGAUCAGGGUAAACAAGUGCAUGCUCAUGUUUAUAAAGUUGGGUUCACUAAUGACAUUAUCAUUGAUAGUGCUCUUGUUGACAUGUAUUCUAAGUGCAGAAGGCCUGAUGAUGCUUGCAAAGUAUUUAGUGAUCUUCAAGCCUAUGACACCAUCUUGCUCAAUUCUAUGAUAACCGUGUAUUCCAAUUGUGGAAGAAUUGAUGAUGCAAGGCAGAUCUUUGCUACCAUGCCAAGUAAAAGCUUGAUCUCAUGGAAUUCAAUGAUAGUGGGUUUCAGUCAAAAUGCUUGUCCAAUUGAAGCAUUAGACCUUUUCUGUGAGAUGAAUAAACUGGGCCUGAGGAUGGACAAGUUUAGCCUGGCUGGUGUGAUCAGUGCCUGUGCUAGCAUCUCUUCACUUGAGCUUGGUGAACAGAUUUUUGCUCGGGCUACUAUCAUCGGACUUGAAUUUGAUCAGAUCAUUUCCACCUCCCUUGUGGAUUUCUAUUGUAAGUGUGGCUUAGUUGAACAUGGGCGAAAACUGUUUGACAGAAUGAUGAAAUCUGAUGAAGUCCCAUGGAACUCUAUGUUGAUGGGUUAUGCUACAAAUGGCCAUGGAAUUGAAGCCUUGAAUGUAUUUGAUCAAAUGAGAAGUGUGGGUGUACAACCCACUGAUAUUACAUUUGUUGGGGUUCUGUCUGCCUGUGAUCAUUGUGGGCUGGUUGAAGAGGGUCGAAAAUGGUUUUAUGCAAUGAAACUUGACUAUCAUAUUAACCCAGGGAUUGAGCACUACUCUUGCAUGGUUGAUCUAUAUGCUCGUGCAGGUUUGCUUGAGGAUGCAAUGAAUCUUAUUGAACAAAUGCCAUUUAAGGCAGACGCAAGCAUGUGGUCAUCAGUAUUGAGGGGCUGUGUAGCUCAUGGGAAUAACAUUCUUGGGAAGAAAGUUGCAAAACGAAUUAUUGACCUUGACCCUGAGAAUUCAGGUGCUUAUGUGCAGCUGUCUGGCAUAUAUGCCACUUUUGAGGACUGGGGAAGAUCGGCACAGGUUAGAAAGUUGAUGUAUGAUAAGAAAAUACCAAAGGUACCUGGUUGCAGUUGGGCAGAUAGUUUAACUUCGUGAUGACUGACAUGUCUUCUUGAAGGGAGAUACUUUAUUCCCAAAAGGAGGAAACAGUAUAUUUUUGCAGGGUGGCAUCAAUAUUUGAUCACUUUGAACAAACUCAUACCCCAAUGUUCCAAGUGGUAAUCACAGGAAGCCAUGUUUUGGGGUGGAGUAUUUUAUCAUGCCAUGAAAUUUUAUUAUUGCCAUCGACAAAGGAGUUGCUCAUGCAAUUGUGGCCAUCUAUCUUCCUUUAUCUGGUUCACUGCUUUAGCACUGAGAAACCCAGCCACCAGCCAUUAAGCUCACAAUGGACAAUUCCCAUUAAGCAUCCUCUGGAAAAAUCCAUGUCUAUGCAGCAGACCUAUAUGUUGAUUAGGGCAAUACAUAGGAUCAGAAGACCAACUGAGCUUCUACCGCAAGUCCUCAUGAUAAUGUGCCAAUGAUGAUGCUGUUCCCCAUAUUUGAUUAAGCACCGGUCCUUCACAUGCUUCAUGGACUGGAAUUGCAAGAACACCUGAUUGGAUCCCUCGUCCUGUGGCUCCUGAAGGAGAUGAAAUGCCUAGUGACCUUGCCCACCAGCUCAAAGUCCUCAUGAUAAUUGUUUUUAAUGGUUAAUUGGAGUUUGUCAGAAGAACAGUAGAGUUGAAGGUUGGACAGAGCUACUGUUUACACUGGCCCUUAUUUCAGUGAUGUAUGUAUUCAUGCUAUUAAGAAAUGAGAUAUGAUGACAACUUCACAUUCAAUGA
Vitis riparia (riverbank grape) is the source of this 2955-nucleotide messenger RNA. Its product is annotated as putative pentatricopeptide repeat-containing protein At1g77010, mitochondrial. The transcript has a single exon. The record is from RefSeq and is a predicted model, not a curated record. The coding region runs from base 170 to 2227 and encodes 685 amino acids. Lineage: Eukaryota; Viridiplantae; Streptophyta; Magnoliopsida; Vitales; Vitaceae. Gene Ontology annotation, molecular function: RNA binding; protein binding. Gene Ontology annotation, biological process: RNA modification.